CAAAAUGGCGGAGGACGGAGCCGGGUCGGCGCCUUGAACACAACUGGCUAUAUAAAUAUUGUAGUCUAUUUCUAGAUAUCAACGGCUGAUUCAAAUAUAGACUGUUUUUAAAAAUGCCAGUGUGUUUUUGAAGAAAUCCCGCCGAAGUUGGACGACGAGUGAUAUCGCGUUUGCUGGUGGUACCUACCCAGUGAUGGGAGAUGGAGGACAAGGGGCCUCGUGUAGCAGACUACUUCGUGCUGGCUGGUCUGACCGACUCCUCCACGCCUCUGGAGCAGGAGAUCCACUUCCACGAGGUCUGCCACAAGACGGCCAAACCCAAGCCGCCCAUCACCGACGUCGCUGUGGUGAUGCGCUCGCUGGGGGAAGAGGUGCCUUCCUGGGUACACGUGCGUGGAAUCACGCCGUCCGGCCUGUCAGCUGACCUGAACAACGGAAGUCUCAUGGCGCCACAGAUUCUGUGUUACAGACGAGGACGAGACAAACCACCACUCACUGACCUGGGUGUUCUGUAUGAGUGGAAGGAGCGGUUGAAGCAAGGUUGCCACAUCAUCCAGACCACGCCCUCCGGACGCCCUGCCAACAUAAGCUCCACCUCCUCCCAGAGGAUCUACGUGACGUAUCGCCGCGCCACGGAGAGCCAGACCUACGCCGCCCUGGCCGUCACAGACAUAUGUGUCAUCAUCCCCGGCAAGGGAGAGACGCCACCACACACCUUCUGCAAGGUGGACAAGAACCUCAACAGCAGUAUGUGGGGUUCCUCUGUCUAUCUGUGUUACAAGAAGUCUGUGGCCAAACCCAACACCAUAGCCUACAAGGCAGGUCUGUUUAGCAGGUAUCCUGAGGAGGACUAUGAGUCCUUCCCCCUGCCUGAGUCCGUGCCUCUGUUCUGUCUGCCCAUGGGGGCCACCAUCGAGGCCUGGCCGGCCCAGACCAAAUACCCCCUGCCUGUCUUCUCCACCUUCGUACUGACCGGAUCCUCUGGAGAGAAGGUGUACGGUGCAGCCAUCCAGUUCUACGAGCCCUACUCCCAGGACUGUCUGACCGACCAGCAGCGCUCUCAGCUGGGUCUGCCGGGGCUGGACCACGGGCCCUCUUCCCCAGCCUCAUCCCCAGCCACCUCCCCCUCCACCCCAGCUCCGGGCCCCAGAGCGCUACACACCAACAAGUGUAUCUGUUUGCUGUCUCACUGGCCCUUCUUUGACGCCUUCCGCAAGUUCCUCACCUUCCUCUAUCGAUACUGCAUCUCUGGACCUCACACCCUGCCCAUCGAGAAGCACAUCUCCCACUUCAUGCACAAGGUCCCCUUCCCCUCCUCUCAGAGGCCCAGGAUACUGGUGCAGCUCUCUCCUCACGACAGCCUGAUGUUGAGCCAGCCUGUGUCAUCCCCUCUACCACUCAGUGGUGGUCGGUUUUCCAUACUGCUGCAGAACCUCGGUCCGGAGAAUGCUAUAACGCUCCUGGUGUUUGCUGUGACAGAACAUAAGAUCCUGGUCCACUCUCUACGGCCCGCUGUUCUGACCAGUGUCACUGAGGCUCUGGUGGCUAUGAUCUUCCCAUUCCACUGGCCGUGUCCGUACAUCCCUCUGUGCCCACUGGCUCUGGCAGGGGUCCUCUCCGCCCCCUGCCCCUUCAUUGUGGGGGUCGACUCACGCUACUUUGACCUUUACGACCCCCCUCUGGACGUCAGCUGUGUCGACCUCGACACAAACACCAUCUCCCACAACGGAGAUAAGAGGGCCCUGACCUGGAAGAUCCUGCCAAAGAAAGCCUGUAAAAACCUGAUGAAUGUGCUGAACAAUCUCUACCAGCAACUGGUGGACGGUCAGCAGCGUCCUGAUGGCCUAUUGGAGCUGAGUAUGAGUGACUGUACAGAGCUGGCCUGUGGGAAGAGCCUCCACAGCCUGGAGAUGGAGAUACAGGAAGCCUUCCUCAGGUUCAUGGCGGCCAUCUUGAAAGGCUACCGCUCAUACCUGAGACCCAUCACCCAGGCCCCGUCUGAGAAGACUACUGACGCCUCCUCUCUCUUUGACCUGCAAGGGUUCCUGAAGAGCAGAGACCGGUCCCACCAGAAGUUCUACUCCCUGAUGACCAAGACUCAGAUGUUCACCAGAUUCAUAGAGGAAUGCUCCUUCGUCUCAGACGAAGACGCCAGCUUGGCCUUCUUCGAUGACUGUGUGGACAAGGUGGACAGCGAUAAGCCAGAUGAGACCAGGCUGAUAGAGAUUGACGAAUCACAGCGCAGCGAGCACACAGUCUUCAUCACACCCCCUGAGCUACCCCAUCUGCCUGAUGGAGAGGAGCACCCACUCUGCUACAGCUAUGAAGGUUUCCCAGUGUUGAGUCUUGAUCUGUUUGACCCCAUGGAAGGCCUCCGACCCCCUGCCUCUCGGCUGGCUGCCCGACAGAGCUGCCCAACUAGCCCUGCACCCAUGUUCAGACGCACCAAACAGGAGAUCAAGUUGUCUCAGAAGUUAGCCAAGAAGUACUCUUCCAUCCCUCAGAUGUGGUCCAAGUGUCUGCUGUGCCACUGCUACGGCCUGUGGUUCAUCUGUCUGCCGUCCUACGUCAAGGUGUGCCACUCCAAGGUGCGGGCGCUGCGCACCGCCUACGACGUCCUCAGGAAGAUGCAGGACAAGAAACUACAGCCUCCCGACGAGGUCUGUUACAGGGUCUUGAUGCAGCUGUGUGGUCAGUACGGCCAGCCAGUCCUGGCGGUCAGAGUUCUGUUUGAGAUGAAGAAGGCUGGAGUCCAACCCAACGCCAUCACCUACGGCUACUACAACAAGGCGGUGUUAGAGUCUACCUGGCCCUCCAGUACCAGAGGAGGUUACUUCAUGUGGAUGAAGCUGAGGAACGUGGUUAUGGGUGUGGCUCAGUUCAGACAGGCGCUACGCAAACAGCAGCCUCCAUCCACUCAGAGCCCUCUGUCAGAUGGCAGCGACCUGGACGCUGUGAGUCACGGCAGCCUGGAUAGCUCUGCCGACACGAACACGGCCGAGCAGGGCCCCUACGUCCCUGACUCCAUCAAAGUAGACCCCACUGACGAUAGGCGUAGCACAGGUGAGCAGUCAGACCUGGGGUAUAACUCCCUCUCUAAAGAAGAGGUACGUAGAGGAGAGCCCAGCCUGCUGUACAGGGACAGCACCCAGGACAAGGACUGCAGCUCCUUGUCGGAGACAGAGAGUGCUAAGAGCAGUGGAGACUGUCUCCCUCAACAGGACUUCCCAGAGGUCAACGGUCCAUUCAAGCGGCAUAAUUCCGGCAUCGUCCGCGGCAACUGUCCCUAUGACGAUGUAGCCUGUGAGCCCAAGAGGUCAACCAGCACAGACCAUGUAGCAGGUCUCGUGUUGAGCUCCUCUCUGAAUGAGGUAGGUGUGGUUGAGACCAACAGUCUGAGGAGGAGACAUCUCACUGCCCUUGAGGAGGGAGGUGGCAGUAGGAGUAGUGGUGGAGGAGGAGUAGGAGGCCAUGACUGGCAGGGUGUGCGAGGGUGCAGACUGAGUGGAGACAACAGGGUUGUCAGUGGUAGCAGUGGCACGCCAGUGUUGGGUCUGGGGCUGCACCAGGGAGAGACUGACCCAGCCAGGAUAGCAGAGAACCUGGGGGCAGACACCAAGAUCCUCCUGGGGACCAGCUUCAGCCAGACCAACAGGCCGCGGACGUUAGUCCUGGGAGGGUCAGAGGGGGUAGGAGCAGCCGGGGGAAGAACCAGGCGCUGCAGACGUAGAGACAGCCCUGAAGACGGAGAGGAGAGGGACUGGAGUGACGAGGACAAGAAUGACAAGAAUAAUACAGACGCCAUCUUUGAUCUGGAGGACCUAGAUCUGGACGGACCAACCACAGAGAACGUUGCUAAAACCAGCCAAUCACGGAAGAGGACGGUGGAACGCAGCGCCAGCUAUGGCGGUGUGGGUGUGGCCUCAGCCUCACGGGGCACCGUUAAACGAACGGGGAUCGAGACAGGCUUCGAUCCGCUGUCCCUCCUGGCGGCCGAGUCCAAGUCCCAGGGAGACAGAGAGGACGACCUGGAAGUGGAGAUGGAUGGGGUCGCGACCCCUACGGGCCGGCGCCAGGACCACCUGGCUAGGGAGAUAGAGAUGUACAUGAACCAUAUGGGUUCUCCUCUGAACAGCCGGACACCCAGUUUGGACCUCCAGGACCCCUCCAGUCCCCUGUUCCUCCACCCUCCUCCCCCACUUAUCACCACCCCUCGACGGGCCAGUCUCCCCCAUACCUCCCCUCUCAGGACAGGAGGAUUACCUCGCUCCAGGACCCACAACUCCCCCUCGCCCUCCCAGCCUGCCAGACAGAGGCUCUGGUCCUCACCCCCCUGUCCCCGCUCCACCCCCAGCCCACAGCCCAGCCCCUACCGGGAGAGGGAGAGAGACCGGGACCUGGGUUUGCUGUCCCCGUCUCUGUCCUCCUCCUCCUUCGCCCUGGACCAGCUCCUCACCCCCACCCUGGAUGUGUUGAAGAGCAGCAUGGUCUCGGCAGGGAAAGGUGUGGCAGAGAAGGCUAGCCGGUGGUACUCUCGCCUGGCCACCUCCUACACCGUGCCCACCAAGGAUGGUAACUGUGACCGUCUGAGUGUGUCCUCUCUGGGCAUGGACCCUGACUGCUCCUCCCUGUUGGAUGUGGAUGAGGAGGGCCUGGGGGACCCAGACGGCUCCAUCACCUCCCCUCAGAGAAAUGGCCCCGGGCCCCGUAGGAGCCCAAGGAGAAGCCCAUCCAGACGCAGUCCCCCGAGGAGCAGACUGGACAGUUCCACACACAGACAGACAGGCUUUCCUCCCCCAGACUGCUCUGAUCUGGGCUCGUCUCACUACACCAGCAGUACCAGUGUCUUCCAGAACCACGCCAUGGAGUUGUUGAUCUCCAGCUGUUCUCGCUGUAAGACGUGUGACGGUCUGGUGUACGACGAGGAGAUCAUGGCAGGAUGGACGGCUGACGACUCCAACCUCAACACCACCUGUCCUUUCUGUGGGAACCCCUUCCUCCCCUUCCUUAAUGUAGAGAUCAGAGACCUGAGAGGACCUGGGAGGUUCUACCUGAAGAGCAGUCCGUCAGCGGAGGAGGCUGUGUCAUCGUCCUACUCUGUGUCCACCGGUCUGGACACCGGGACGUCCACUCUGUCCACUCCCUGUCCCACUACUGUCCUGUCUCCUCUCUCACCCAGGAUCACUGUAGAGGGCUGCUCUGGUAACAACAGGCUGUCGUCGUCCAGGGCCCAGUGUAUAGAGAUCCCUACAGAGCGGCGUCAGGGGGCCCUGUCCCCGGGGUCAGCUAUGGUGCGAAGUGUCAGUGCCUUUGACCCCAUGGAGGAACCAACUCGACUCAACCACAAUGUACCCACUUCAGGCAGCCUGCCCAGCCGACUCAACGAAGCUAGCGACCCCCUGAGUGUUGAUAUGGAGUGGCGUCUCCACCACCCAGAACCAGUCACAGUACCCUACCUGAGUCCCCUGGUCCUGUGGAAGGAGCUGGAGUCCCUGCUGGAGAACGAGGGAGACCCUGUUAUCACAGUGUCAGCCGUGGUGGACCACCAUCCUAUCAUCUACUGGAACCUGGUUUGGUCCUUCAGACGUCUGGACCUGCCCAGCAACCUGCCUGGACUCAUACUGACCUCAGAGCACUGUAACAGGGGAUCUACGGUCCCUCGCCAUUGGAUGUCAGAGGACAGUAAACACGUGUUGAUCCAGAUCUUAUGGGACAACCUCAAGCUGCACCGGGAUCUCAUCCAGCCGUUCUACAUCCUGUGGAACACGCAGAGUGUGGGCUACCCGUUGUGUCGUCCUGUGAGCGAGGCGGAGCGUCCGUUUGGGGAGGAGCUACUCCACAGCGUGGUCAAGAGCAUCCAGAGGAACGACGUCUCUCGACCAAUGGGACAGCUCCUACAGCUGCUGGGGCAGAGCCUGGGGGUCAAGAGGCAAAGGAGUCUGUACAGAGACAUCCUCUUCCUGUGUCUGGUGGCUCUGGGAAAGGACAACAUUGACAUCGACGCUUUUGACCGCGAAUACAAGAUGGCGUACGACCACCUCAGCCCCAACCUGGUGAAGCUGACGCACAACUGCGACCGGCCGCCCAGCGCUGGGGUCAUGGAGUGUCGCAAGACCUUCGGAGAACCCUACCUCUGACCCCUUUACCCCUGACGUGUCACCUCCGACAGACACUCCACCCGGUCACCUCCGUCACUCGGCCAGUCACCUCCUCCACCCGGCCAGUCACCUAUGUCACUCGGCCAGUCACCUCCUCCACCCGGCCAGUCACCUCCGUCACUCGGCCAGUCACCUCCUCCACCCGGCCAGCCAGUCACCUCCGUCACUCGGCCAGUCACCUCCGUCACCCGGCCAGUCACCUCCGUCACUCGGCCAGUCACCUCCUCCACCCGGCCAGUCACCUCCGUCACCCGGCCAGUCACAUCCGUCACUCGGCCAGUCACCUCCGUCACUCGGCCAGUCACCUCCGUCACGGGGCUGACCAGAGACUAGCGGAGCUGACCAGAGACUAACGGGGCUGACCAGAGACUAACAGAGCUGACCAGAGACUAACGGAGCUGACCAGAGACUAACGGGGCUGACCAGAGACUAACGGAGCUGACCAGAGACUAACAGAGCUGACCAGAGACUAACGGAGCUGACCAGAGACUAACGGGGCUGACCAGAGACUAACGGAGCUGACCGACCAGGGUGUUAUCAUGUAGUCUGACCAGUCUCACAAAAGGGAUGUUAAAUCUCAUCUCAUCACCUGGUCGUUAGAGGUUCUGGACGUACCCCUCUGGAUGGAUGGAGAUCAUACUCAUUAACGUAACAACGGUUUCACACAAUGACGUGUUCAAUUUCGGGGUACUCAUGUUUUCAGAAAUCUUGUACAAAUUGUUACAUAAAAUACUAAAUGUACUUUAUAUACGACAGUAGUAGUAGGGACCUUUUAUAAAAAAUAAAAAUAAACAUUUGUAUUAUAUAGUCAUAUAUAGAGACUAAUAUUAGCAAUAUUUUACUUAACUUGAAUUCUAUUUAUACAAAGUAAGACUUUUAUUUAUUUUAGUCUGUUUUAUUUGUUUAGCUGGAUGUACUGGCUUCGUGUCAGGGUGGAACAUCUAUUCCUCUCCUCCU
Messenger RNA from Oncorhynchus kisutch (coho salmon), 7115 nucleotides. Its product is annotated as C-myc promoter-binding protein. Gene Ontology annotation, molecular function: protein binding. The record is from RefSeq and is a predicted model, not a curated record. Lineage: Eukaryota; Metazoa; Chordata; Actinopteri; Salmoniformes; Salmonidae. Gene Ontology annotation, cellular component: cytoplasmic vesicle. Gene Ontology annotation, biological process: regulation of Rab protein signal transduction.